Messenger RNA from Strongylocentrotus purpuratus (purple sea urchin), 2526 nucleotides. RefSeq lists its product as uncharacterized. Gene Ontology annotation, molecular function: catalytic activity. The record is from RefSeq and is a predicted model, not a curated record. The coding region runs from base 1 to 2526 and encodes 841 amino acids. The transcript is spliced from 3 exons. Lineage: Eukaryota; Metazoa; Echinodermata; Echinoidea; Camarodonta; Strongylocentrotidae.
AUGGGGACCGAACGACGCCGCUUCAACCUCAACAAGGCCGUGCUCAUCUUUGUGACUGCCAAGUUAUUGAUAGGUCUGACAGAUAUUCAUGCUGGGGAGAAGGGAUUACAGACUCCGGCAAGCCAGAAGGAUGUGGGUGCAUCGCAGCCCAAGCCCAACAGUAAAAGAAAUAAGAGACAUAAUAAAGAGAAUAGAAAGUGUAAUGCCAAGAAGAGAGACAAAGUUAAAUUGAUAUUGACUAAUUGCCAGAGUGUAAGAUCCAAAGCUGGUGAUAUCGAAGUGCUCAUCGACUCCGUUAAACCAGACUUCAUCUGUGGAACAGAAUUGUGGCUAGACCCAGAGGUUAAUAACAGUGAAAUCUUCCCAGACAACCACUCUAUCUUCAGGAAAGAUCGUGAACAGCUAAAGACUGGAGGUGGAGUCUUCCAAGCAGUGAAGGGGGAUUUGAUUACAACGCACUGCAGUGAACUUAACUCUGAUUGUGAAAUAUUAUGGACUGAAACAAAAAUAAAGGGGUGUAGACCCUUGCUUGUGGGAGUCUUCUACCGUCCACCGAAUGACAGCAAUGGUGAAGCAAUCGACCACCUGGCGCAAUCCUUUACAAGGUUAGGAAAUAAGAUCAAUUCUCACAAUGUCAUCCUCACAGGGGAUUUUAAUCUACCCAACAUCUCGUGGGAUGAUCAUGUUGUCUCCAGCAGGAGUGGAUACAGCACCAGAGCAGCUGAUAAGCUUGUCACUCUAGUGGAAGAAUUGGGACUUACUCAGCAUGUCACCCAACCUACAAGAAUUCAGGGAAACACAGAAAACAUCUUGGACUUGAUCUUCUCCAAUAACCCUGAAAUACAACUGAAACAAGAAAACUCGGGAGUAGCAGAUCUCCAGCAAGGGGAGAAGACUGUAAGCAACGACACAGACAAGGCAAACGUUUUGAAUGAACAAUUCCGGAGCGUUUUCACCAACGAGCCUCCUGGAUUAGCACAGUCCCUUGGCAACAGCCCUUACCAGAAGAUUGGACAUCUCAACAUUACUAGGAAAGGGGUCGAAAAGCUGCUCAGCACGCUGAAGACCAACAAAGCACAAGGGCCGGACGGCAUUCCACCGUGGUUCCUGAAGAUCGGAGCUGAGCAGCUAUCUGCACCUUUGCAAGACCUGUUCCAAUCUUCCAUCAACACUGGAAUAGUACCGCAAGAAUGGAGAGACGCCAACGUAGCCGCCAUCUUCAAGAAGGGGAGCAGGAAGAGUGCUGCAAACUACAGACCUGUCUCGUUGACAUCAGUAUUGAGUAAAGUCAUGGAACACAUCAUACAUAGCCACGUAAUGAAACACCUAGAAAAUCAACAUAUCCUAUCAGACUUCCAACAUGGGUUUCGUGCUAAAAGAUCUACUGAAACGCAGCUAAUUCUCACAAUCAAUGAUAUUAGCCAAGAACUGGAUAGAAAUAAGUUAGUCGACAUGGCAGUGCUUGAUUUUACAAAAGCUUUCGACAAGGUCCCUCAUCGUCGCCUAAUCUCUAAACUACAAUAUUAUGGUCUUGAGGGAGAAAUCACUUCUUGGGUGAGAAGUUUUCUGAUGGGCCGCACACAACGAGUUGUCAUCAAUGGUCAUUCAUCUCUACCUGCAUCUGUUACAUCUGGCGUACCGCAGGGUACAGUGACCGGCCCACUAUGGUUCUUGUUGUACAUUAACGAUCUACCAAACAACAUGGCCUGCACAACCAGAUUGUUCGCAGACGACUGUUUGCUGUAUACAGCCGUAUCAGCUGAUCAAGAUACCAGCGUACUGCAGAAAGAUCUUAGACAACUGGAAAGCUGGCAAGACACAUGGCUGAUGAACUUCAACCCAACCAAGUGCUGUACCAUGACCAUUGGUAAGAGAAACCCCCCUCAUCACAAGUAUAACUUUUGUAACCAUAGUCUCGAGAGUGUGUCUUCUCAUCCAUACCUGGGUGUUCACAUAUCGAAUACAUUGAGCUGGAAUACUCAUACUCAGGCAGCUACCAAGAAAGCCCAGAGAAUACAGAAUGUAGUCCGCAGGAACUUGUGGAGUUGCAACAAGAAGGUGAAAUCAACUGCGUACCUGGCGUUAGUAAGACCGCUUCUCGAGUAUGCAUCGUCAGCUUGGGAUCCCUCUACCAAGCAGAAUAUCAAGUCCCUAGAACGUGUCCAACGACAAGCAGCCAGAUUCUGUAUUAGCAACUACAGUAGAGAAGAAGGCACAGUCACCAAGGCGCUAAAAGACCUAGGAUGGGAAUCGCUUCAAACUAGAAGGAGAAACCAGAGACUCAGCAUGUUAUACAAAAUGAAGAAUGGACUGGUCGACAUUCCUUUGUAUGACUAUGUACAACUGAAUCCCAGAGAAACCAGGGGGAACAACCAGAAGUUUCUACAACUUCGCCACAAAGCUAGAGCCUACCAGGACUCCUUUUUUGUGUCAACCAUCAAGGACUGGAAUAAUCUCCCAACCUCCAUAGUAAACAGCCCAUCAUUAACCACUUUUAAGAACAAUUUACUUAAACAUUCCCAAUAA